CUAAAGCAAACAGAUCAUCUAAAAUGAAAUUCAUCAUCUUGACUUUGGCCGUGGUUGGCUGUGUGGCCGCCGAAUCGGGCUACAACUACAAUGCUCCCCGCCAGGCAGCCGCCUCUGCCCCGGCUCCAGUUUUCCAGCAAGCCGCCUCUGCUCCUGCCCCAGUGAGGACCUACGUGCCGCCUGCUCCUGCUGCCUCUGCCCCAGUGCAGUCGUUUGCCCCUGCCCCAGCUCCAGUUGCUGCCCCUGCUCCCGUUUUCCAGCAGGCCGCCUCUGCGCCAGCUCCAGUCCGCACCUACGUGCCCCCAGCUCCUCAGGUGCACCACCAUGCCGCCGCCUCAGCUCCAGCUCCAGUUCAGUCCUUUGCUCCUGCUCCUGCUCCAGCUACCUUCUCCGCUCCCGCUCCAGCUCCAGUUUUCCAUGCCGCUGAGUCUGCUCCCGCUCCAGUGAGGACCUAUGUGCCACCUGCACCACAGGUUUCCCGCGCUCCCGCUCCUCAGGUGCACCGUGCCCCUGCUCCGGCUCCGGCUCCCCAAGUUCAUCACCACGCUGCCGCAUCCGCUCCCGUGCAGAGCUUCUCGGCCCCAGCUCCCGCCCCCGCACCCGUGCAGUCCUUCGCCCCCGCUCCCGCUCCUGCUUUCGAGUCCUCCGGACCGGUGUUCGAGGCCGCCGCCUCCGCCCCCGCUGCCGCCCGCUCCGGAUACGAUUAUAGCCAGCCCGCCGCCAGCCAGCAGGGAUACAAGUACAAGACCGUCCGUCGCCGUGUCUUCAAGCACCGCGCUUAAACGAUGAUGAUGAUACGAUAACGAAAUGCGACAAUAAAAUGCGAAUAUUAAAUUAAUAAAAAAA
Drosophila yakuba is the source of this 846-nucleotide messenger RNA. RefSeq names its product skin secretory protein xP2. Lineage: Eukaryota; Metazoa; Arthropoda; Insecta; Diptera; Drosophilidae. The coding region runs from base 24 to 782 and encodes 252 amino acids. The record is from RefSeq and is a predicted model, not a curated record. The transcript is spliced from 2 exons.